This is a messenger RNA of Drosophila biarmipes, 1013 nucleotides long. Its product is annotated as farnesol dehydrogenase. Lineage: Eukaryota; Metazoa; Arthropoda; Insecta; Diptera; Drosophilidae. Bases 1 to 756 code for a protein of 251 amino acids. The record is from RefSeq and is a predicted model, not a curated record. Gene Ontology annotation, molecular function: oxidoreductase activity. The transcript is spliced from 2 exons.
AUGCAGCGCUGGCAGAACAAACUGGCUGUGGUGACGGGCGCCAGCGGUGGCAUAGGAGCCGCCUGCGCUCGGGCCAUGAUCGGCGCUGGACUGCGGGUAGUGGGCCUGGCUCGUCGCGAGGCCAAGCUGAAGGAGCUCAGGGACAGUUUGCCUCCGCACCUGCAGGCGAACUUUAUUCCGCGGCGUUGCGAUGUCUCCAAGGAGGAGCAAGUGCUCAGCUCCUUCGAGUGGAUCGAACGGGAGCUGGAGGGAGCGGACGUGCUGGUGAACAAUGCUGGUAUUACCCGCGAGACGGAGCUGGUCACGAAGGGCAACACGCCGAAACUUAGGGAGGUCCUCGACACCAACGUGAUGGGUGUCAUCUGGUGCACUCGCGAGGCGUUCAGUAACAUGAAGCGGCGUGGUGGCGAGGGCCACGUCCUCAUCAUCAACAGUAUCGCCGGCCACCAGGUGCUCAACUUCAUCGACGUGCUGCCUUCAUUUAACAUCUAUCCGGCCACCAAGUUCGCCAUCACGGCCAUCACCGAGACAUAUCGCCAGGAGUUCCAGCUGCACUCCAACAAAAUCCGGGUGACCGCCAUUUCUCCGGGGGCCGUCAACACGAACAUCUUCCCCGAAGAGAUCCAUUUCUACGUGAAGGACAUGGCCAGACUGGAACCAACUAACGUGGCGGACGCUGUGCUGUACGCUCUGCGCACCCCACCUCAUGUUCAGGUUCACGAUAUUACUGUUAAGCCCAUGGGCGAAAUCUUUUGAGCCUCUUUGCACUUUUGGCCUUUUGAUGGCUUGGCUUUGAAACGAUUUUCAAAGCAAAGUUCUAGUCCUUACGGAACAAUACCCUAAGACAGGAUUUACUAAAACACAACAAUCUUUUUAAUUGCCAGCUACGCCGCUCAUCGAUCACGGUGACGAAUGCAUCCCAGAACCUGAUGAUGUGGCGCAAUCACCUCAAAAAAUCGAUAUUUUAUAUAUUUUUAAAUAAAUUGCGUUUUUUAGAUCAUAGAUAACUUUUA